Messenger RNA from Coffea arabica (coffee), 456 nucleotides. The record is from RefSeq and is a predicted model, not a curated record. Lineage: Eukaryota; Viridiplantae; Streptophyta; Magnoliopsida; Gentianales; Rubiaceae.
AUGGAAGGAGUUAAUUGUAGCAAAAAAAGUGGCCAUGUGAUUCAACUUCACCUUCAAAAUUCUGCCCCUAUAGUUGAUGAUCUCAUUGAUGCUGAGUUUUUCUCUGAGUUUGAGCACGGUCGUGAUGGGGGUGAUCCUAAAUCAGCAUUUAGUGAAGGGAUUAGUCGUCUUAAUAAUCUCAUUUCUUUCAACCUUGGGAACAACCAAUUCGAAGGCCGCUUGGAUGGAAUUUGGAAUUGGAGUUCCCUUGCAUCUUUGGAUCUAUCCGAUGACGACUUCUCUACCUUUCUUCCAAGCCUAUUAUCCACUUUAACUUCCCUUGUUUCACUUGUUCUCAGCGACAAUGACUUUCAAGGUUAUAUCCCAGGUAAAAUUGCCAACAUUUCCAGCCUUCGGUAUCUUGAUCUAUCUUUAACAAUCUUAGCUCCUCUUUACCAAGUGAACUAUUCCCAUUGA